AUGUCAAUUCUGGAGUUGGCAUUUCCUUAUAAGCAGGCAAUUGCAAGUCCAAUAGUCCUCAACAAACUUAUUCUCACGGAUGAGAAUGAUUCACAUAGGCUUGUGGCAGCGUUAUCUGAAAGAGAGGGUUUCCCUGGGAACAAAUACUGUAGCUCCAUUGUAAAGUUGCUAACUGCUACACAACAACCGACAAGUGAUUUAAUUACAUAUAUUCAAAAUCCUUCUAAUUCCGCUACCACUCCUUUAUUGUUGUCAGUUGCACCUAAUUUCAAUAAAUUUAAGUUGAACAUCUCCAUUAAAACGUCAAACUUACUAGAAUUCGAGACUAAAUCAUUAAUAAUAUUGAAAGCACUAGACGAUAACGACAAUACCGAAGCUCUAAAGAAAUCCUUGGAUGAAAAAAGUUCCUAUAAUUCAAACAGUACAGAGAUCUCUAGGUUACCAUAUUCUAAUUUUCCAAUAAGCAAAACAAGCGAGCAUGAGUUUCAAAAAAUAAUAGUGAAUGACUCAUUCAAUAGCUCUAUAUUCCAAGAUAAUGUGCUCAACGUAUCUCUAUGGGAGGUAGAUGAUAACGAUAUCCAUGAUUUGGGUGGUCAUAAACAUCUAUUUAGUUUUAAGUAUUGGGUAAAUGAAGUUACUGCUAGCCUAGAAUCCAAUGCAUCGCAUGAUGUAGAGAUUGAGCAUCCUUUACCUCCUUUGCCUACAGUGCUUCCACCAGUUCCCCCAAAACCCACUCAAGUACUUCCAGUACCAACUCCACUUGAAAUCCCCACUAAUGCCCCUCCGCUUGCAGACUCCAAUGGUCUAGACAAGCUAACUUUCUCUAAUAUAAGGAAUGCCUUUAACUUUAAUAUUGAAGACGGUCCCGAAUUUAGACAUACACUUCAAGGUUAUGAAAAGAAUAUCCCUCUCUUCAAAAGAAAUUGCUAUGCCUUAUUAGAAGAAUUGAGGAAAUUGGAUACUUCGCUUGACAGAAUAAAGCAAUCAAAAGUACGAAUACUUGAAUAUAUCGCUAAACUUACCGAGUUACAAGCUUUUAAACCAAUAUUGAAUGAAAUUCUCUUUGUCCAAGAUUUCAAAGUAAGAUUUCUUGCUAUAUUCGAUACCUUCGAAGUUGAUUUGAAGAACUUUUUAGUUAAUGUUUGUGACCACAAACUAUUGAUAAAAGUAUUUUCAAACCUUCCACUGGAUUCUAAUAGCUCGUCUACAUCUUCGGCUCCUGCUAGUACUACUUCUCCUGGUGACCUUGCAAAGAAACAAUUUGAAAGUAACUCCAAAGAAUACUAUAAUUGGCUAAAUAAGUACUUGUCUAACGAAAAGGAAAGACCAGAACUGAAAUUAUUAGUGAAGAGGAAGAGUUUUGAGUUAUCCAAACUAGAUUAUCUAAAUUUCCUUAAUCUAUCCACAAAUAAUCAAUAUUUCAACCAAUUGCUAGAAAACCUCUUCAAAUACUCGUCAAGAGACAAGCCAUUGGAUUUUAAGUAUGAAUUAUAUUUGAAUUUAUUAUCCAGGUUUAAUAGUGAAAAGCUAUUGCUUCGCCAGUCCAUUGAAGCAUGCCAAUCUAAUGAGGAACUAACCAAUAUUCUUAGAAAUAAUCUGCUCAACCACUCAAAUACACCUAACUCUCCCUCAAUGACUGAUAAGGAAUUGGUUACAUCGUUGUCCAAAAUUGAUUCUAUAUUUGCGAUAGAUGGUGACAAUGUGACCGCUGUUCCCAUUCGGAAGGAUGAUCAAAAUUCAGAAAUUGCUGGAAUAUUGUACACACUCGGUGGUCAGGGAAAACAAGGUUGGCACAAGGAAUGGGUAGUCUUGAGUAAAGGUAGGUUGAUUGAAUAUUCUGACUGGAGGAAGGGUAGACAACCGAUCAAUAAACCGAUUGAGAUUGCUUUAUCUAAUAUCAAACCAACAUCCUACGAGAAGCGGAAGAAUUGCUUUGAGAUUUUGACUUCUAGAGGAACUAAGCAUGUCUUCCAAGCAAUCAAUGAAGAAGAAAGGAAUAAUUGGAUUAAAGGUUUAUAUAAUGCGGGUCAGUUAGUUGACACUUCGAGAUUAAAAGACAAAACUAAUGGCCAAAGUACAGGGUCAUCCACAACAAAAUCAAAAAUUUUGCAUGCCCUCGACGCUAGUAACAUUAAAAAGACAAUUAUGAAUUCUGAUGCAGAUAAUAUCUCUCCAAUAUCUAUUAUUGCUAAUUCCCCAUUGUCUAAGAAUGAGAAUAUCGAUUACAUUCAGCUCGUCAGGACUGACAGUUCUAACGAAAAUAGUAUCUGCUCCGAUUGUGGACUGCUUGAAUCAGUAGAAUGGGUAUCAUUGAACUUUUUAACAGUAUUCUGUUUAAGAUGUUCUUCUGGACACAGAAACUUGGGGUCUCAUAUUUCAAGAAUCAAGUCAUUAAAGCUAGACAAUUUCAAAGACGAAAUCGAAUUUUUAUUAAAGCAUGUUAGUAACAAAAGAGCAAAUCGAUAUUUGGAAGAAAACUUGCACAAGUCUGAAAAGAUUUCUGCUAGCGCAUCCAACGAGAAGAGAAUGGAAUUUAUCAAAAAGAAGUACUUGGUGAAGAAAUAUGUUUCAAAAUACCUCACUCAAGAGGAACUCAAUGACAAUUUAGUGCUGAGCAUUCAAAAAAUUAACAUUCCUGAUACUGUAAAAUAUAUCGGAUGUGGAGCAGAUAUAGAUAUGAAAUUGUCGCUCAACUUGAACAAGAACGAUUUCAUUAAGAUAACUUUAUUAGAAUACUCCUUAAGAAAAUAUGUCGAAGUGAAUGAUACCCCACCGAAAAAGCUAUUCGUUAUAUCUGAGUUGUUAGUUAUAAAUGGAUGCAAAGUUGAUGGUCUAAAGGAAACUAACAAGGAGAUAAAAUUAACAGACGAAGCAAUCGAAUGGUGGAAACAGAGAUCGAGUAAACUUCUUGGUGUAUGA
This is a messenger RNA of Dujonia railenensis, 2919 nucleotides long. The record is from the annotation of a GenBank genome assembly. NCBI's taxonomy places the organism in Eukaryota, Fungi, Ascomycota, Pichiomycetes, Serinales, Debaryomycetaceae.